AUCAUACUGUCUGUUUUCUUGGAUCCCUCCCUGCGCUGCCACACUGCCACUGCCACUGGCCACUGCCAUUGCUUGCCCAUAAAAUUUUUCAAACUCCUGAAGCUGCCUCCCCAUAUUAACCCAUCUUAUCCUCCCCCAAUUCCCCCCCGGCCCGUCGUCGGAGCGAGCAAUGUGCCCCCGAGCCACGGCUCAGCACUGCGGCGCCGCAAUGGCUAGCGUGUGCUCGUUCGUGGAGGAGGAGUACAUCGACCUGGAUCUCAGCUCGUGCGGGGAGUUCGAGUUCCGGGUGCGCCGGAGCGGCGGCGCGGCGGACGAGCUGCUCUGCCGGGGCAGGCUGGCGGCCGCGCCCCCGAGGAAGGUGCAGGACGGUGAUGCCGGCAGCGGCGGCUGCGGCGGCGCCGGCAGGAGGAGCGCCGCGACGGUCGCGCCGCUGCAGCACUCGCACUCCGCCGGGUUCCGCGACGCGCCGUCGCCCGUGGUGAGGCUGCGCAAGGAGGGCUCCCGGCGCAGGAAGGCCGCGAGGACGCUGCACGCCAAGCUGCUGGCGUCGCGGGCCUUCUUCCGGUCGCUGUUCGCCAGGACGUCUUGCUCCGACGAGCAAUGCCGCGGCGCCGGAGACGUCCGGCCCAGGGCCAGGGAGACGCCAUCUGGCGAGGACAAGAGCAGCUGCUGCAAGGCGUCGCUCGGCCAAAUCAAGGGCGGCUACCGCCAGGACCAGGUCCGCCACAGUAGCAGCGGCAGGGCAGCGCCGACCACCCUGCGGAGCAGCAUCGAGCAGGAGAAGCUGAUGGACGAGGAGGAGCUCGCCGCGGCCGCCGUCCGGCAGCGCAAGUCCUUCUCCGGCGUGAUCAAGUGGCGGCACGCCGCGGCGGCGCCUGCCGCCACGCCGCCGGCGAAGCCGCUGUCCUCGUCCUCGGCGCGGAGGAGCUCCGGGGCCGGCGGCGGCGGCGGCCCGGCGCUGAAGCGGAGCAGCAGCGCCCGGUCGGAGUCGGAGGGUCUGAUCCAGGGCGCCAUCGCCUACUGCAAGCGGUCGCACCAGCAGCUCGGGCUCGCCAGGAAGAGCGUCAGCGACGCCGCCCUCUGCUCCGCACCCUCCUGGCCUAGCAUCCCAGCUCGACCAGCCGUAGCUUACUGCCACUAGCAGUGACGUGUGCAGAAUGGAGUUCAAAAGUGAUCACGAUAAUAAUGUGAAGCCCAUCCUCUCUUUUCUCGCUAAUUACGAGUGCGAUUUUCAAAUCUUUUCAUCUCGUCUCGUGCGCCAAAUUCUUCAUCAGAUGAAAAAGAAAAGAAAAGGAAUUUCAGGCUCACAGUUUCAGAGCUGACCCAA
This is a messenger RNA of Panicum virgatum (switchgrass), 1327 nucleotides long. RefSeq lists its product as uncharacterized. Gene Ontology annotation, molecular function: kinase inhibitor activity. The coding region runs from base 170 to 1141 and encodes 323 amino acids. The record is from RefSeq and is a predicted model, not a curated record. Gene Ontology annotation, cellular component: plasma membrane. The transcript has a single exon. NCBI's taxonomy places the organism in Eukaryota, Viridiplantae, Streptophyta, Magnoliopsida, Poales, Poaceae.